UUUUUUUAUCCGACUUUGUGCCAUUGCAUGCGAUGGGCACGCGGGGAUCCAAGCAGCCGGAGGAGGUCCGGGUUCUCCUGCUGGGCCUGGACAACGCCGGCAAAUCCACCCUGCUGUACAAAGCCAAGUACGACUCGCGCGUGACGACCGUCCCCACCGUCGGCUUCAACGUGGAGAUGAUGGAGAGCCGGCGGGACGCGCCGCUGACGGUGUGGGACGUGGGCGGCCAGCGCGGCAUGCGGCGGCACUGGAGGAGUUUCUACCAGGACACGGCGGCCGUGGCGUUCGUGGUGGACAGCUCGGACCCGCGGCGCCUGGACGAGGCCCGCCGGGCGCUGGAGCGCGUCCUGGCCAGCGACCAGCUGCGGGGCCGCCCGCUGCUCGUCCUCGCCAACAAGCAGGACGUCGACGGCGCGCUGACCGUCACCGAGCUGACGGAGCGCCUGAAGCUGAGGAAGGUGUGCGCCGGGCGCGACUGGUUCGUGCAGCCCUGCUCGGCCGCGACGGGCUUCGGCCUCAGGGAGGGGUUCGAACGGGUGACCCGCCUGCUCAGCUCAGACUCGCAUAUAGUGAGGAACACGCUGCGCCUCCUUCCCACGCCGAAGUAGAGGGGGGGGACCCCCCCUACCCUGCGGGUCGUGCUCGGAGGGUGUACGACCUAUGCGGUCGUACGGGUUGGAGGACUUGGAGAGAGUAAACCAUCUACGUCGGUGGCUCGAGGGGGGAGGGGGGGUCGUUUUGUUGAGUGCUUAAUUUAAAUGGAAAUAGCUGCUAAUUUAAGAAGGACGGUAAUCACCGGGGUUGGUGAGUUAACAUGUGGGUAAACCUAGGAUCUGCAUUCAGUGACCGUCACUCCAGAAGCCCUUCAGCGCGUGCCCGGGGCCGCUUCCGCGUCUGCACAGACACGCGGCGGGCGGGUGAGUCAUGGCGCCAACCUUUCAACUUCCGGCCGGUGGUAUGAAAAUGAAGGACGCAGUGGCUGGGUAAUGGCUGUGCGCGGGUAAUCGACUUGCACGUCGGUCGACUCUUGAGUGUCAGCGCCAUGACGCGCUGGGAUGAGAACACGUGUCAGAAAAGCGUCCACGUAUAAUUUAUUCAAAUCCAGGGUUUUGGCAAAUCGUCAGUCUUGAUUUCUUUCUUUGGUAUUGCUAUCAAUAUUGUAAUUUUGUUUCGGCAUCGGACGUACGUUUUUUUUCUUGGAGGGAAAUAAAAGCCUAAAUGUUACAGCGUGGUGGAAUUUGGACUUGCACCGCUCUCUUUUCUUCCCAGACAGCAU
This is a messenger RNA of Lampris incognitus (smalleye Pacific opah), 1276 nucleotides long. RefSeq names its product ADP-ribosylation factor-like 14 (gene arl14). The record is from RefSeq and is a predicted model, not a curated record. Gene Ontology annotation, cellular component: cytoplasm. Gene Ontology annotation, molecular function: GTPase activity; GTP binding. The coding region runs from base 33 to 608 and encodes 191 amino acids. Lineage: Eukaryota; Metazoa; Chordata; Actinopteri; Lampriformes; Lampridae. The transcript has a single exon. Gene Ontology annotation, biological process: vesicle-mediated transport; intracellular protein transport.